Messenger RNA from Racocetra persica, 281 nucleotides. NCBI's taxonomy places the organism in Eukaryota, Fungi, Glomeromycota, Glomeromycetes, Diversisporales, Gigasporaceae. The record is from the annotation of a GenBank genome assembly.
ACGAUUUGAAAUCGAGCCAAAACAAGUUCGUGAGUGGCUAAACAAAAAAUAUGAAUUUAUGAGUGCCGCUUCUUACCUUUUAACACUUAACUCUGGUCGCCGGGCCCAGUUCCUGUUAUUAGAAGAAAGACUUGUUAAGUGGAUUAAUGAACGUCACAAUGAGCAGUAUGCUGUUAUCCAAAACAUAGUUGUAAGAAAGGCCAAAAUAUUAGCCGAAACUAAUGAAUUUAAAAAUACAUACUCUAACAUUGACAGCUUCAAAUUUUCUAAAAGCUGGUUGU